Messenger RNA from Sparassis crispa, 1035 nucleotides. RefSeq lists its product as hypothetical. The transcript is spliced from 2 exons. Lineage: Eukaryota; Fungi; Basidiomycota; Agaricomycetes; Polyporales; Sparassidaceae. The coding region runs from base 1 to 1035 and encodes 344 amino acids. The record is from RefSeq and is a predicted model, not a curated record.
AUGGCCCUCUACUUCGCCGAGGGUGGCGACAGCGACAAGGUGUUGGGUCUUACCUGUCACCACGUCCUCUUCAAGACGGACGGGGCAACCAACGACGACUACGUCUUCGCGGGCGCUGGUGCGCCUCGCAAGUUCGUCCAACUGCUCGGCACUCCCGCCUUCGACAAGCUUCUCGGCGCCGUCAAGACGCGUAUCGCUGGUCACGCUAUCAUGGUCGAGUUUUACGAGAGGCAGAUCAAGAGGUUGGAGGCGAGGGUGGGUGGUGACGACGAGGACAACGUUGCGAAGGCGAAGGAGCUGAGGAAGACUCGGGACCUGUUGGACGAGGCGAACGAGGCGAUCGAGGACCUUGAGAAGUUCUACGAGAAGGUCAAGAAGGAGUGGGGCAAGCCCAACCAGCGCACCAUCGGCUACAUCCGCUCUUCCCCCGCCAUCGCCUUCAACGUCGGUCCCGAAGGCUUCACCGAGGACUGGGGCGCAUUUGAGCUCGACGGUCCCAAGUUCAAGGAAGCGUUCAAGGGCAAUUUCAUCGAUCUUGGUACGGAGAUCUCACCCGGCCACUUCACCUUGAAGAUGUAUCCCCGCGACGACGGCAAGGCGACCUUCGAGUACCCCUACGACCGUCUCCUUCCACUCCGCGACAUGAUCACCGAAGAGCGCAUGCGCGAGCCCGACAUGCUCGAUCACGACAACGAGGCCUGCUUGUUCGUCAUCAAGAAUGGCAAUGCUACCGACAUCACCAUCGGACGCGCAACGGGAAUCUUCUCGUUCGUUCGCGAUGACGACACCGCUCAGGAGUCGAUGGAGUGGGCCAUCUACAACUACGACAAUAAGUCCGACGUGUUCUCAGCCCCCGGUGACUCUGGGUCAAUCAUCGUCGAUGGACUUGGUCGUAUCGGUGGCCUUCUUACCGGCGGUACUGGCAAGACGGAGACCUCAGACGUUACCUACGCCACCCCCAUGUGGUGGCUCUGGCCCCGCAUCAAGCAGCACUUCCCCAACGCCCACCUGGACCUUCAACCCGCCCAGAGAUGA